CUUCAUUUGACUACGAUCGCGUGACGUGUAGUUACCAUGCUCCAAGUCAGGGAUUCAACAAUUGUGACUAGGCCAUUCGAAUUCGCACAAAUGAAUUGCUUGAAGUACUGGCCAAACGAGUAUUUGUCUACAUCAACGGCAGCCCAUUCUGAGCAACUAGAUGGGAGCGUAGGAAUUUUGUACGGAUUCCUGAUCACGGGUGCCGUACUGGUUAUAUUUUAUCUUAUUACCAGAUAAUGAUGCAGUUAGACCGAUAUCUCGAGAGAUCAAGACCUUGCAUAUUUGCCCUGCGUUUUCUCUAUCGAAACAUGAAAGUACUCAACUUCAACUAACCUAACUUGUUGAGGUACUUCGCGCAUACUAAAU
Messenger RNA from Dicrocoelium dendriticum, 366 nucleotides. NCBI's taxonomy places the organism in Eukaryota, Metazoa, Platyhelminthes, Trematoda, Plagiorchiida, Dicrocoeliidae. The record is from the annotation of a GenBank genome assembly.